This is a messenger RNA of Meleagris gallopavo (turkey), 594 nucleotides long. Lineage: Eukaryota; Metazoa; Chordata; Aves; Galliformes; Phasianidae. The record is from RefSeq and is a predicted model, not a curated record.
GGGCUGCCAUAAUAAAGUAGGAGGCAUUACUUUUGGAGCAACCCUCAGAGUUACAGUUAAAUGUUGUAAAUACUGUUGUUUCAGACUCAGAAUGAUUUCAUGGUGAUCUGCAAUGUUGCAAAAAUCUUAGAGCUUGUAGUGCCACUAAUGGAGCACCCAAGUGAGACUUUCCUUGCCACUAUUGAGGAAGACCUCAUGAAACUCAUCAUCAAAUACGGCAUGGCGGUUGUUCAGCAUUGUGUGAGCUGUCUUGGGGCUGUUGUGAACAAGGUUACUCAGAACUAUAAAUUUGUGUGGGCCUGUUUUAAUAGAUACUAUGGCGCACUUUUAAAAUUAAAAAGUCAACACCAAGAAGACCCCAACAGUACAGUACUUACUGCCAAUAAACCAGCACUGCUUAGAUCACUUUUCACUGUUGGAGCACUAUGUCGGCAUUUUGAUUUUGAUCAGGAAGAUUUUAAAGGCAACAGUAAGGUUAACAUUAAGGAUAAAGUGCUUGAACUGCUGAUGUAUUUUACAAAGCAUUCAGAUGAAGAAGUACAGACAAAAGCCAUUAUUGGACUGGGUAAGAAAUAUUAAUAGUCCUUAUUAUUC